AUGGAGCACACACCCAUUAGCCUUCUCGUCCUCGGGCUCGUCUCAGUCCUCUCUUACAUUUGGUUUCGACAAGUCCUGAAGCGACCGCGACAGACUUCACUCAACGCAUGCGAUCGCCGCCCAGAAGAGGAACUAGAGAAACCCGACAAACAGACUCCUUGGCAAGAUGAAGCUUCCCAGCUUGGGCACGAAAGCCCUGCAGAAGAAGCUUCAACGACCGUAGCAUCUUCCCAUGCCCGAUCGCCUCUCGAAAUCCUCUAUCCAGGCCAGUCCGAUAAGUCGAUUGAAGUCGAUAUUGUCGCUGUACACGGAUUAGGGGCCAACGUCGAUUGGUCUUGGAUUCAUAAAGACGGGCCACGCGAGAUAAACUGGUUGCGAGAUAGCGACAUGCUACCAGCUCAAGUGCCACAGGCUCGCAUCAUCGCAUACAACUACGAGUCAAAAUGGCAUUCCGAUGCACCGAAGACGCGCCUCCGUCUCUGUGGCGAAGAUUUGAUUGUCAGUUUGGAUGUCUUCCGCGCUGAUUGUCGCGACAGACCCCUCAUGUUCAUUGGCCACAGCCUCGGGGGCAACGUGAUCCAACAUGGACUCCUCUAUGCCGACCGCGAAAGUGAUUACAGGAGCGUAAUCGAAGCCACCACCGGCUUGAUAUUUCUCGGCACCCCUUUCCGUGGUAGCAAGAUGCAACCGCUCGCAGUAUUCGCCGCUGCGCUGAUGACACCUAUGGGAUCACACAGCGGGAUAGUAAAGAACCUCGGUUACGACGAUGUCGAUCUUCACGACAACUUGCACGACUUCUGCCGCCUUUGUAACCGCCUGUCACUUACCUCGUGCUGCUUCUUUGAGCUCGAUAGCACGGACUAUGGCAGGAAGGCAGGCAUCUCAGGUAUCAUAAAGGGGAUGUGCGUGGAAGAGGCAUCCGCAUGCAUCACAGGCCACGACAGGUUUAGCCUUCAGACGGAUCACUUCAAGCUCAACAAGUUCGCCGGGCCCGGUGACCGAUCCUUCCUUCUAGUCUCGUCAAAGAUCAAGAAACUGGCCGAUAACGCGGCAGGCAUCGUGGACCGUCGGAGAAACCCAUUGGAGAUCGUGACGAGCAAUGACUAUGCUCACACGAAGAAGCCAGAAGCCCGUAACUGCCUGCGCGAUCUGUUUUUGAGCGACCCGGCCGAGGACAAGCAGAGGCUAAAGCGCAAAAAAGGAAAACGCGCAGCGAACACGUGUGAAUGGGUCCUUUCAACGGAAGAGCUGACAGCUUGGUUGGGUACCGGUACAGAACCCACAAGUCGUUUUAACGUCCUGUGGCUCUAUGGGAAUCCGGGCACUGGAAAGUCCACCAUGGCGCUCUAUCUCGCAGACGAGCUAGCCAAUGUGUUCACUCGAACGAAUGGGAAGACACUUGCCUACUUCUUCUGUGACUCCAGUAUUGAGGAGCGGAAGACCGCAACAGCGGUGGUGCGGGGUCUUUUGCUCCAACUGGUUCAGCAACAUCCGCAACUCCUCGACGACAUCCUCCCCAAGUAUGAUGAGCGAGGCGCUAACGUAUUCACGUCAUUCGACGCCGUCUGGUCUAUGUUUAUAAAAGCGGCUGCAGACAAGAAGACCGGAGUCAAGUUUUGCAUCAUCGAUGCCCUUGAUGAAUGCGACGCGGCGUCUCAGAAGACACUCCUUCAACAGCUGGAAGAGACCUUUAAAGACCCCGAGAGUGUGCGAAACGUGAGUUUCCUGAUCACCAGCCGGCCAUACCCGGAGAUACGCGAACCACUGGAGCAGUUUGCGACAAAUGCCGAUUUGGCAGCAUUUCCACAAGUGACCAAGGAUAUCGAACGCUGUAUCGCCGAGAACGUGGCGACGCUUGAGAAGAGGAAGUAUUAUACAAAGGCCGUGACAGAGCAAGUCAAGAAAAUUCUUCGUGACAAGGCCCAGGGCACGUUCCUCUGGAUUGGUUUAGCCUGCAAAGAAUUGACCGAUGUCGACUCCAAAGAUGCCGUCCAGUGCUUGCAAGACUUGCCCCAAGGACUUCCCGCUCUCUAUGAAUCCCUUCUCGAGAGGGCAAUGCAACGACCACACGCGGACAAGCGCAUUAUCCAACAAAUUCUGAGCUUCGUGACAAUUGCCCGACGCCCGCUAGAGAUCCUGGAACUCGCAAAUGCUUGCGGAAUAUAUCAGGACGAAGACCGCGAAACCCGAUCCCAGUUCACACAAGAGGCAGUACGAUCUUGCGGUCUUCUGAUCGUCGUUCAGGACAAUCGCUUAUACUUGCUUCAUAAGUCUGUCACAGACUUCUUGAUCCAGUCUCGAGACUACAUCCAAUUCGAUGAGCUGCAUUCGCAUGCCGCGCUGGCGUACCGAUGCAUCGACUAUCUGAUCGAACAGCAUGAGAAUGAGAGGCGUGCCAACCCCAGAGAAACGGAACUCGAAAGCUACGCGGUAGCUUUUUGGCCAGAGCAUGUACGCCUCGCAGGAUCGGUAUUCAAGAUACUGGCUCGCCAGACCGUGUUCUUCACGGUGGAUUCCGAAGUUCGAGAUAGCUGGAGAAGGGCAUGGAACUCAAGGCAAAAUUCGUGGAAAGAAAUACCAGAUCAGUCCUCUUUGGCUCACGUGGCGGCUCGAUUGGGACUUGUACCAUUGAUAGAGUAUAUGUGUGAUCAGGGUAUCCACGAUGGGCCAGUCGACUGGGACAGCAGUGACUCGAGCGGUCGAUCACCGCUAGAGUUGUCUGCUGAGGCGGGAGAUGUCAGUUCCAUGUCGCUCUUGCUACAAAAGGGCGCUCGGGUAAGCCACAGAGUAUUGGUAGCCGCGGCCGGGAUUCCAUUGAAUGGUCCAGCGAUGUUAGAGUUACUACUUGACUCGCAACGCGACCAGGUCGUGGUAACCGAAGGCAUCGUUCAGGCGGCAGCUAGAAACCCGUAUAACGGCGAAGAAAUAAUAAAGCUACUCCUCGAUCGACGCGGUAACCAGGUUAUAGUAACCGAAGGCAUCGUUCAGGCGGCAGCUGGAAACCCGUAUAACGGCGAAGAAACAAUAAAGCUACUCCUCGAUCGACGCGGUAACCAGGUUGUAGUAACCGAAGGCAUCCUUCAGGCAGCAGCUAGAAAUGGGCGUAGCGGCGAAGCAGUAAUGAAGCUGCUCGUUAAUGCCCGAGGCGGGCACGAAUGCAAUAUUCUGCAGGUAGCUUCAUCUCAAGGAUACCGGGAAAUUGUGCAACUCCUGCUCGAAAACAAAGUCGACGUCAAUGCCCAAGGCGGGCAUCACGGCAACGCUCUGCAGGCAGCUUCAGCUAUAGGGGAUGAGGAAAUCGUCAAGAUGCUGGUCGACCACGGGGCAGACGUCAAUGCGUCCCAUAACGCAGCAACUCCUUUAUUGACAGCUGCAAAAAAGGGGCACGAAGAAGUAGUAUGCAUACUUCUCGCUGCCGGGGCAGACUAUCGAGUUACGAACAAUUUUGCUCGAUCGGCUCUCAUGUACGCUGCUAUCCAUAAUCUCCCCAGGGCAGUGGACGUUUUACUCGGGAAGCCUGGUCUUGAUAUCAACGCGAAAGAUUACUGGGGCGGAACGGCAAUAUCUUUCGCUGCUCGGCUUGGACACUCAGAGAUAUUCCAAAAACUCGCAACUCUGUCCAAUAUUGAUUUGCAGGCGAAAGACUGCUUUGAUCGGACAUCUCUCUGGUGGGCCCAGAGGCAAGGGCAUAUGAACAUUGCAAAUGCUCUUAUCGACUGGAGAAUCUGCGAGAUUCCCAAGUAA
This is a messenger RNA of Pestalotiopsis fici W106-1, 3744 nucleotides long. RefSeq lists its product as uncharacterized. The transcript is spliced from 7 exons. Gene Ontology annotation, molecular function: protein binding. The record is from RefSeq and is a predicted model, not a curated record. NCBI's taxonomy places the organism in Eukaryota, Fungi, Ascomycota, Sordariomycetes, Amphisphaeriales, Sporocadaceae. Bases 1 to 3744 code for a protein of 1247 amino acids.